Molecule: messenger RNA, 165 nt
Organism: Parastagonospora nodorum SN15
Lineage: Eukaryota; Fungi; Ascomycota; Dothideomycetes; Pleosporales; Phaeosphaeriaceae
Exons: 2
Coding region: 1-165 (54 amino acids)
Source: RefSeq, a predicted model, not a curated record
AUGUCUGGAAGGAUUUCGUCAGCCGAGAAGGAACAGUACAUCUACGCGCUCCGAACUCAUCAAGUCAACACAUUAGUAGAACUUCGACGUAUUGAGAAGGCGUUUGCUGUGCUGGGUACUCCCGAUGUUAGCGAGCCUAUGACAGCAGCCUGUAAAUAUACAUGA